AAUGACUGAUAUAGACUAAUCAAUUGAAGCAAGAAUAGAUAAAUUUGAAUGUAUUCUAUAAUAUCAUUAUUUUAUAGCUGAUUUAAAUAGAGUAAGUUUAUAAUAAGAUGCUCUUCUUCCAUUAUUGUAAAUGAUUGAAUAUAUUCCAUCAAUUCAAAGAACUGAAACUAAUGUUAAAUAAGUAUAAAAAAAAUAAGAAGUGAAUGAAUAGAAAUAAGGAAGAUUAGUAUAACAUUUUAUAAAAUUUUAUAGGAAAGAUGUGCUGAAAGAAAAUUAAGAGAAAUAGAAUCUAUGCCCUAAAAACCUUAAUUAGAGGUAUAAUAAGUAGAUUAGAGAAUUAAAGAUUUAGAAUCUUCUAUUAAUUGUUUAUAUAGGUAAAAUUUAAUAAUAAAAAGUAGAUGGUAUGAAGCAAAGUUAAAAGAAGGAUCUUAAUAAAUUGUUCGUAGCAUUGAUGAUAAAUUAGGUACUGAUCCAAAUGCAGAAUUUAAUGACUAAUUAUUGAUUGUUGUAAAUUAAACUAUCAAAAAUGCACUUGAUAAAAUGAGUGAAGAUUUCAGGGAACAAUUAUGCUAAAUUAGAUAAAUGCUAUGAU
This is a messenger RNA of Paramecium pentaurelia, 592 nucleotides long. Lineage: Eukaryota; Ciliophora; Oligohymenophorea; Peniculida; Parameciidae. The record is from the annotation of a GenBank genome assembly.